Messenger RNA from Spirodela intermedia, 522 nucleotides. Lineage: Eukaryota; Viridiplantae; Streptophyta; Magnoliopsida; Alismatales; Araceae. The record is from the annotation of a GenBank genome assembly.
AUGGAUGGCGGCGUCGAGGUUUCCAGCAACGGGGGGACGGCCACCGGACUGGUGGAUGCGGGAGAAGUGGAGAAGGUGUUCCGCCGCUUCGACGCCAACGGAGACGGGAAGAUCUCCUCGUCCGAGCUCGCGGACGUGGUCCGCGCUCUCUCCGGAUCGAAAGCUGCCUCCGAGGCGGAGAUCCGGCGGAUGAUGGAGGAGAUGGACACGGACGGCGACGGAUACGUCGACCUAGCGGAGUUCGUCGCCUUCCACGGUGACGGCGCCGGUGGCGGCACGACAGCCGGCUCGGAGAAGGAUCUGGAGGAGGCGUUCCAGAUCUACGAUCUGAACGGGGACGGGCUGAUCUCCCCCAAGGAGCUUCAUCAGGUGCUGAAAAAGCUCGGCGAGACUUGCUCCCUCCGGGACUGCUCCCGCAUGAUCAGCUCCGUCGACGCCGACGGCGACGGCAAAGUCAACUUCCAAGAGUUCAAGAAGAUGAUGAACCACACCGGCAGCAAGAAUCGCCAUCAUUCCAAGUAG